ACAUAAAGCGAUGGCAUUAUCGAGCCAAUCGGAGCGUGAGAUGCGCGCGACCGUGAUGUGAUGUGGGCGACGGAAGCGCGUGUAUUUGCACGAAUGACAUGAGGCGAUGUUUCUAUCUUUAUAAAAUAGACACUUAAUCAUCAGAUUGUCUAUAUCACGGAUAUUUUGUCAUCUCUUCACCCAGAGGUCAUUCAUAGCGGUUUAUGCAUCAGAUGAUGUCAUAUCUGAUCCUCAUUUUCAACCUUUGAUUGGGUAUCAACGUGGACCAUGGCCUCCACCGACCAAGACCAGGAGUCACAGCAGAAUCAGAACCACUACUUGUGUGGUUCUGUAGCGGCGUUCGCCAACAUCGUCAUCACGUUUCCCAUACACAAGGCGCUGUUCCGCCAGCAGUUGUUCGGAGUGCCGGCAUGGGAAGCUGUGCGACAGCUCCAGAGGGACGGUUUGCACACGCUCUACCGAGGCAUCCUCCCGCCGUUACUCCAGAAAAGCAGCACUAUUGCAAUUAUGUUUGGACUCUAUGAGGACUUCUCCAGGUUGCUGCGGCUAAACGCUCCUCAUGCCCCCAUCCUGUUAACGGACAGUAUUGCAGCAGUCUUGGCGGGAACCGCUGAAGCAGUCUUGACGCCAGUCGAGAGGGUCCAAACUUUACUGCAGGAUCCACGUCAUCAUGGAAACUUUCAGAACACUGCACAUAUUUUUCGUGCUUUGCUUCAGCAACAUGGAAUCCGAGAACUUUACCGUGGCCUUGUCCCGAUCCUACUCAGAAAUGGCCCUAGCAAUGUUUUUUUCUUCGGUUUGCGUGGACCAAUUAAGGAACUGCUCCCCGAGGCCGAGUCAAAGGCAGGACAUUUGGUUAAUGACUUUGUAUGUGUAGGGAUUCUGGGAGCGGCUCUCGGGGUGUUUUUUUACCCUCUGAAUGUAGUUAAGUCUCACGCACAAGUAAAGAUUGGAGGGGAGUUUCAGUCCUGCAGGGUGAUAUUGGCGACUGUUUUGAGAGAGAGGGAUGGGAAGGUGAGCCGUCUGUUCCGAGGUGUGCAUUUGAACUUCCAGAGAUCUGUUUUCUCAUGGGGAAUCAUAAAUGCUGCAUAUGAACUAUUAUUGAAAAUGGUCUGAUUGAGGGGAGAAAGAACAAAGGGGG
Messenger RNA from Rhinichthys klamathensis goyatoka, 1141 nucleotides. It is a transcript of the gene slc25a51a, whose product is annotated as solute carrier family 25 member 51a. The transcript is spliced from 2 exons. The record is from RefSeq and is a predicted model, not a curated record. Lineage: Eukaryota; Metazoa; Chordata; Actinopteri; Cypriniformes; Leuciscidae. The coding region runs from base 268 to 1116 and encodes 282 amino acids.